Schistosoma rodhaini is the source of this 1572-nucleotide messenger RNA. The record is from the annotation of a GenBank genome assembly. Lineage: Eukaryota; Metazoa; Platyhelminthes; Trematoda; Strigeidida; Schistosomatidae.
AUGGAUAUUCGUCUUGUACAUGAUUUAGCAUCUGUAGGUAGCAUUCAACGUCAAGGUUUAACAUCAUUUCCAUCACAAUCAUGGAUGUCGAGUAAUAUAAACACUACAAAUAAUCGAGCUAAUAAUAAUGAUGACAACAAUAAAGAUCAUUCGAAUACGCCAUCGCAAUUGGCUAAUGAUCUCCCAUACACAGAAGUUCGCCAAUUAUCAUGCUCAAAACAAGCACGCAUCACUUAUGAAGAAUACUUAGCUAAUUUAUGCGACAAUCAAAGUAAUGUUAUUCAUAAAUCCUUUCGAAGAACUUCUUGUACGUUGUCGCUUUCAAUCAUGGGUGGUACAAAUAGCCGUAUUGAGACAAAUCGAAAUCCAGUAAAAACGUAUACAGGAUUUGAAGACCAUGAUAAUGAACAAGUUAUUUCCAAGGAAUCAUUUCGAAAUAAGUUUGACUUCUGCUUGUAUUAUCUGGCCGAUCUUUUAUGGGGUAAUUUCGCAGAUGAUCGUAAUUCCAAUGAUGAAUUCAUGGUUCUCAAAAAAUAUCAAAGCAUAAUUGAAUGCUUGUCUUCUGCUCAGGAAAAACUGGAGGUAUUUUUAAGCUUGUUUAAGCUACGUGUGUUAAGUGAAUCAGAUGUCAAGGCACUAUUUAGGUGGUUCUUGUUGGGAAGAGAUUUGAAACCAGACAUGUGGCAACUCAUAUUCACUUCUAUCUUGUCCUCAGAUGAAAAUGGUAUAUACAAACACGACACAAUCGUCAGCUGUUUAAAUCGUUUAUGUCCAGAUAUUUGUAAUGACUUAGUCAAUAUACUUUUACAACUCUUAAAUGAUAAUCAUUCAUUUAAUUUGACAGAUUUCAAUCCUUAUACACUUUCUGGAACAAUAUUAACGUCGGAUCUCCAAUGGUUGUUCUCUACUUUUCUAACUUAUCCAUACAAACGUGCACCGAAAACUUGUCUACUUCAAACAAUACCAUUGGAAUGUGAGCAGUUGUCACAUUUACAUUGUUUGUAUGACAGUACAAAUCAUGGGAUGAGUUUGACCAGACUGUUAGAACUGGUAUUCGAUUACAAUGGACCAAUGAUUGUCUUCCUCAAAGCUAAAGAAUUCUUAUUCUGUUUAUUAUCUGAUCAAGGUUUAAAAGAAUCAUUAAAAACGUUCGGCAAAGAAUAUUCAUUUCUCUAUCAGAUCCAACCAAAAUUUAUCCGACUUGUAUCUGGUAAAUUAGGCACAGAUUCGGGUAUAAUUUAUGCAAAUUUCAGUACAAAAACAUCAAAACGUGGCCUUCUUGUGGGGCACCAACCACUUAUAUCGCCUGUAAUUGAAAUAAAUGAAGAUUUUACCGAGUUGAAAUAUAAUUCUGGCCUAUCAAUACGUUUAAAUGCAAUUGAAGUUUGGGCAGCUGGUUCCAGUGAUCACAUGUCUAAAUUAGAAGAUCAAAAGAAAUGGGAAUCUGAUCAGGUUGCUAAAGCGAAAGAACGAAAGUUGAAAAAUGAAACAUGGCAAGAUUCUGCUGAUCGUUUCCUACUAGAAUUGGAUGGGAAGCGAGUACGUCAUUCUGAUGAGAUUGAACCACCUUGA